Amoebophrya sp. A120 is the source of this 166-nucleotide messenger RNA. Lineage: Eukaryota; Dinophyceae; Syndiniales; Amoebophryaceae. The record is from the annotation of a GenBank genome assembly.
CAUUGCCCUGGGGCUGAUCUCGAAGGGGCUGCACAAGGUCCGAAGCUGUUGGCUGCUUGGGCUUCCGACCGGGCUUACGCCAGUGGGGGCAUUGUGCGCGAGUGAGGCCCUUGGGCCGUCCGCGACGAUUUCUCUUCUUGAUGGUGACGCCGUCUUUUUCCACUAA